AUGUUCCGCACCGCCCUCUUACAACUAGUCCUCGCCGCCUCGUUAGUAUCCGGCCACAUUCUCAUCACAUACCCCGGCACAAGAGGCAACAACUUUAUAACAAACGAUACCUUUCCCUUUGGAAUGCAAUGGACUCAUCCAUGUGGCGGUCUCGGACUCUCAAGGAAUAGGACCUACUGGCCCACGACCGGCGGCACAGUCGCUUUCCAACCCGGCUGGUUCUCUGGUCAUGCUACGGCCCUUCUCUACAUCAACAUCGGUAUCGACACCGACGGCCCCGAUGGUGGUCCACUGAACUACACCACUCCGCUCGUGAAGCCGUGGCAGCUCCUCGGUCCUUCCAACGGACCUUAUCCUGGCACUCUUUGCAUCGAGGACAUCGCCGUGCCUGAGGCCUUGGGUGUUAAGCCCGGCGACAACGCGACUAUCCAGAUCGUAGAACUUGCGAAUCACGGAGCAUCACUCUUUGCUUGCUCCGAUAUCAUCUUCGUCGAACCCGGCGACUCCCGCCUCCCACCCCUCAACGACUCCGUCUGCUUCAACACCACAGAACUCGGCUUCGGAGAUCUGUACACCGUCACGACCAAGAAGCCCGUCUUCCUCAACGGCACCAAGUCUUCGUCCGCUCUCCGGCAAGUCGACUCCAGUUCCGCCCUGAGAUUAUUAGCUGGAUUGGUGCCUGCUGUUGUUGGUGGUCUGUCGUUGUUCCUGUAG
This is a messenger RNA of Scedosporium apiospermum, 714 nucleotides long. RefSeq lists its product as uncharacterized. Bases 1 to 714 code for a protein of 237 amino acids. The record is from RefSeq and is a predicted model, not a curated record. The transcript is spliced from 3 exons. Lineage: Eukaryota; Fungi; Ascomycota; Sordariomycetes; Microascales; Microascaceae.